GUGUCCCUCGGCCCCCCGCUGCUGCUGCCGCCGCCGCCGCCGGCGCUGCUGCUGGCGGGCCCCCCGGGCAGAGCGUGCCUGCGGGCAGUGCUGGCGGAUUCGCGCUUCUUCCUGGUGUGCAUGUGCUUCCUGACCUUCAUCCAGUCCCUCAUGGUCUCCGGCUACCUGAGCAGCGUCAUCACCACCAUCGAGCGGAGAUACAGCCUCAAGAGCUCGGAGUCGGGGCUGCUGGUCAGCUGCUUCGACAUCGGGAGCCUGGUGGUGGUGGUCUUCAUCAGCUACUUCGGGGGUCGCGGGCGGAGGCCGCUCUGGCUGGCAGUAGGGGGGCUUUUCAUCGCCCUGGGCGCUGCGCUCUUCUCCUUACCUCACUUCAUCUCUCCGCCGUACCAGAUCCAGGAGCUGAACUCCUCCGUCAGUAACGAGGGCUUGUGCGUGGCUGGCAAUGGCACUGCCAAAGAGCAGUGGGACUCGUCGGCCUGCUUCAAGGACGCCGGCGGAAAUGACCACUCUCUCUAUGUAGCUUUAUUCAUUUGUGCCCAAAUCCUCAUUGGCAUGGGCUCGACACCCAUCUAUACCUUGGGACCAACCUACUUAGAUGACAAUGUCAAGAAAGAAAACGCCUCGCUUUACCUAGCCAUCAUGUACGUAAUGGGAGCACUUGGACCUGCAGCUGGAUACUUACUAGGAGGACUUCUCAUUGGGUUCUAUGUUGAUCCUAGGACAACUGUGUAUAUUGACCAGAGUGAUCCUCGAUUCAUUGGAAACUGGUGGAGUGGAUUUCUCCUUUGUGCCAUUGCAAUGCUCCUUGUGAUAUUUCCCAUGUUUACCUUUCCGAAAAAGCUCCCUCCCCGACAUAAAAAAAAGAAAAAGAAGAUGAACUCUGCUGAUGUUUCAAGUGAUGAUGAUGUGAUGAAAGAGAAAACAAGUAGCAAAACAGAAACAGACAGUUCAGUUUCUGCCUCUAUGGGAUUUGGAGAGAAUGUUAAAGAGCUUCCAAGAGCAGCUGUCAGGAUCUUAAGCAACAUGACAUUCCUUUUUGUGAGUUUGUCAUACACAGCUGAGAGUGCCAUUGUCACAGCUUUUAUUACCUUCAUUCCCAAGUUCAUCGAGUCACAGUUUGGCAUCCCAGCUUCCAAUGCCAGCAUCUACACUGGUGUGAUAAUUGUCCCAAGUGCUGGUGUUGGUAUUGUCCUAGGUGGCUACAUUAUAAAAAAGCUGAAACUUGGUGCACGAGAGUCUGCAAAGUUGGCUAUGAUCUGCAGUGGUGUAUCUCUGCUGUGUUUUUCAACACUCUUCAUUGUUGGAUGUGAAAGCAUUAAUCUAGGGGGAAUAAAUAUACCUUACACAACUGGUCCCACUCUUGCCAUGGCCCACAGGAAUCUGACUGGAAGCUGUAAUGUUAACUGUGGAUGUAAGAUUCAUGAGUACGAGCCUGUCUGUGGAUCAGAUGGAAUAACGUAUUUUAAUCCUUGCUUAGCUGGCUGCAUCAAUAGUGGAAACCACAGCACAGGGGUCAGGAAUUACACAGAAUGUGCCUGUGUGCAGAGCCGCCAGGUGAUCACUCCACCGACAGUGGGCCAGCGCAGUCAGCUGCGGCUGGUGAUUGUCAAAACCUACCUGAAUGAGAACGGCUACGCUGUGUCUGGGAAGUGUGAUCGGACCUGCAACACGCUCAUCCCAUUCCUCAUAUUUCUCUUCAUUGUAACCCUUAUAACAGCAUGUGCCCAGCCAUCAGCAGUCAUAGUGACACUCAGGUCUGUGGAAGAUGGGGAGCGGCCCUUUGCACUAGGAAUGCAGUUUGUUUUAUUAAGAACUCUUGCUUACAUUCCCACUCCAAUUUAUUUUGGGGCUGUCAUUGACACCACGUGCAUGCUUUGGCAACAGGAUUGUGGCGUACAAGGGUCUUGUUGGGAAUACGAUGUCACCUCGUUUCGUUUUGUCUACUUCGGGUUGGCAGCUGCUCUCAAGUUUGUGGGAUUCUUUUUUAUUUUCCUGGCCUGGUAUUCCAUAAAGUGUAAAGAAGAACAACUGCAGAGACAGAGUUGGAGGGCUUCGCCGGUGAACACUGUGAGUGAGAUGGUUGGACAAACUGGACCCCAACAAAACUAUGCACGGACUAGAUCCUGCCCUACCUUCAGUUCCCAAGGAGACAUCAGUGUGGCACAAGGAAUGAACUGCUUAGCACAGACCUACCCCGGCCCUUUUUCAGAAGCAAUAAAGUCCUCAAAUGAAAAUGCAUUGGAAGAAGUCACUGUUGAGAUAUAGACCCCUGGCUUGGUAACGUAAUAUUUAGUUUUGUUGGUUGACUUAGUUACGGCGCCUUGUAAAACACCUGUGCCUUCUAUUUUUAAUCUAAAUGUAACACAUGAUAAAACCAACAAAGCUUGAUGCAAACAACCAUAAUAUAAUCCUGAGGGCUGGAUACCUCAAACCAACCUGAGUUCUUAUUUCUCCCCUCCCGACAAUGGAGUUUUAAAAAUUGUGUUUGUAAUUAUUUCAGAUGUGUCCAUUAAAUGUCCAUGCUCUGAUCUAAUAUCAUUGUAAAGAUGAGGUGUUACAAACAGCGUAAGUCAGUGGAAGAGUGACAAAAACUCAUGUUGUUGAUGUCUAGACUCACAAAAAUGCUUAAAUGUAUUGUCAACUUCAUAUCCACAAAUUGUAUUUUUAAUAGAUGAGUAAUUACUGUGAGUUCUGCUACAAAGCACAACUGAACUUAUUUAAACUAUGCAACUUACUUGGAUAAUUGUAUGUGCAGCAAAUUAAGUUUAAAGCUUGCUUUUAAAGACAUUACUGCAACUGAAUUUGAAAGGGGCUAUUUUCAGGCGUAAUCAUUAAAAAAUAACAUAAGGUUUAAAGUACUGUUAAUAACAUGUCAAGCCAUACAAGAGUUAUGCAUCAGGUAAUGUUUGCAAAUCUUGAGUUGUAACAUCUUUAUCUUGUCCAAAUGUGCAUUAAUUUUCACUUGAUGGGAUGUAGUCAUUCUUCACAAAGUACAUAGGAUACUGUAAUGCUUGAAGUAAAAAACUUCAGUAUUGGUUUAUAGUAACAUUAGCAUGUAGGAAUCAUACACACAUACCAGAGCAGAUAUGUGCAUAUUUCUGCAAUGUUAUUUGGGUGACUGUUACUAGCACCAAACCCAUACUUCCCUGAAGAAGAAAACAGCUGGUUAUUGCUUGAUAGGAAGUCAGAAUUGUGUGCCAGUCUAGUUCAGCUUCAGUGGGAGAAUCCUGAGGGAGAGCUGAUGGGCUCAUCUGGGACCUGGCGGGUCCCUUGCAGCCUGCAGCAGCAGAGUUGAGGCUGCAGGAGUGAGCCCCCCUCCAGGGGCAGCCUGCCCACCCUGAUGCCACCUAGGAGGCUGUCACUGUGCUCCUGACACCACCCAGGCACUGAGCACCCUGACUCCCAGGGCAGCUGGGAAGGGAGGGCUGGCUCAGACACCCUCGUUUCUGCUACACUUCUGCCUCUCUGGCUGCCUGGUGCUGGGCAGACUGGUGGGACAGGCAUGGAGGGGGUCCUGGUUGUGUGGUUUGUCCUACACAUCUGCCUUUCCUUUUCUCAGCUUCACUGAAAGCCCUUUUGAAGGUAAAGGGGAAGUUUGUCUCUCCUUUGGCCCUCCGGGCGAGGAGCUAAGAAGAGAAAUUACUGGCAAGUGUGGACUCACAGGAUGUGAUGUGGCCUUUGCUUAUUCCAAAUUACUGUAGUGUGUUCUCUCCCUGGGAGAUGCUGAGACUUUCUAAUCAAAUGUGCUUGGCAUUUCAUUUCUUCCUCUUUGUAGCUUUGUAGCACCAUGCUCAUGAGGUACUAAUGAUGUCUCAAAGGGCAGAAAAUUAUGUCAGUUGGACACUGGGAAGUCAAGGCAGUACUGUGCCCUGCAGGGGAAGUCUUAGAAGUGUAGGAAAUUAAAAAGCAGUCUUUUAAGAGGACUCAGUGAUAGUCUAGUUUGGAUUUUGCUGAGAGAGAACUUGUGUGAAAAUAAACAGGAAAGAGCAGAGCUUCUACAUAUUUUUGAACAGUUACUUCUGGUUUAAUUUUUCAAUUUAGAACAUGUAUACUGAUCAAAUAUUAUAUGGAACCAAGUUCUUGAAAAUAAAGGCAGUACUCUCCUUGGCAUCCCUAGAGUUGUACUAGGAAGAGUAGAUUCUCUUCUCUGCCUUUGUCAAUUGCCUUUUGUCAUCAGCUGGAUCCUCUUGACCAGCACAUUGGACUACCCAUGGGGCUGCUUAUUUCAGAGUAUCUCAGUCCAUUUAUGUAGUUUAUAACAAUUCUUACUCUUCCUGUCUGAAAACUCUGUUUCUUCUACUCCAAACAUAGAAGAAUAUUGUUUUGAUCCCUUCCUGUGAUUUUGUCCAUAUGAACAGCUUUUUUUGGCUUAAGCCUGAGAAUGUCUUUUCCUCAUAUGCAGCCACCAGAUAUGACAUGUCCUCGGUCAGCACUCACUGCCUGAGAUAAUUGGCUUCUACACUUCUUGUCAUGAGUAAUAAAUUUCCUUGGCUCAGAGUGGUUGGUGUAUAUAAUAUAUUUGCUGUAGGAGAUCAAAAUAGAUGAUAAAAAUGUUUCCUUUUGCUUCAGUCUCAAAUGCUUGUUGCAUCAAGAAUUUUCUACCUUGGCAAAAAUUGGCAAAGUAUUAGGACAAAGUGUAACUGCAGCUCAGCACUCGUCCAUUUUUAUCACUUCCCCACUUUAAUCAUCACAGAGAGAAAUGAAGAGUGACAAUCUUUUCAAAUACCUCAGAAAGAGAGCAUUUAGGGAAUUGUAAAAGAUUGAAAACUAAUCAUCUAUCCCGAUCUCUUAUAUUUCAUGCCUGUGUGCUUCUGUUCCAUACAAAAACCAAGGGAGAGCAGAUUAGGAUUGUCAGGAACUAAUGGCACUGAUGCCAAAGAAUGAGAGUGAUGGAAGUGACACUUCUGUAGCUACUGCUGUUUAUGGGCUUUCAGGGGGUUUCAGGGCUGGUUACAAUGGAGACCAUCUAUUUUUUAGGAUAUCCUGACCCUCUGACUUCUGAGAACAUUCAUAUUUCCUAAAUGUUUGAAAAAGUGGAAUGUACAAAGAAAUGUUAACUUCAGAAAUACUGAAAAAGCCUUCUUUACAUACUUUCAAUUUUAAUUUUUAAUUAGAAAUUAAAUUUUAUUUUUUCUUUGAGAAUUACAUGCAAAACAAAAUGUAAUUCCCUACUUUUCAAAGAAAUUUCUUCCUGGUUUUAGGUAUAGAUAAUUUUGGCAAGGCAAAUAAAUUUCUAUAAAAUCAAUUAAGUCAGCAUCCUCUGAAAGAAGAAAAAACCCAAACUCUGGACAGUUUUUGAUUGAUUCCUGGAGGAGAGUUUCUCCUGAGUAAUCUAUAACAGUCUAAACUAAGCCAAUAAAGGAAUGCAGGGGAAACACAUUCACUUCCUAGAAAUGUCAAUUCCAGCAUUGUCAUUGACUGGUAUAUGGACUGAGACCUGCUGAACAAACACUGUGUUCUGAGGCUGUCAUUGCUGGAGGAAGCAGAAUCUCCACACAUGGAGCACCCUUAGCAGUAGUUGUGGUUGACACAUGGUGCUAAACCAACUUCAGAGGAACUAAAAAUGAACUUUGCCCGUCAUUGGGUGAAGGGACCCAUGCUGUCUUCCUGCUGUGACAUCCUCUCACCAUAGAACAUAAAAUUCCAUUAAGUUGUAAUUUCUGGCACCUUCCCUCUCUGUCCCUAAACACAAAAGGUUUGGUAGCAGUGAAUACAGGUAAAGGUGAAGCAGGUGUCCUGGUUUACCCACAGGCUGUUACUGCUAGCAAACCCAAGUCACCUGCCUGCAGCUUACCAGCCAGUGAUAACGUGGAGCAGCAACAUCUGGUGAUGAUCUAAGUGCCACCAUGCCCUCAUAGGGACACACUAACUCCCUCUUCCACCACUUAGUCAUGAUUUAGAGUGAGGAACGUCAGAGGAGAAGUAGCCCAAAUAUAUGGACUUGAGUGGACAGGUUAAUUGUCCCUGCUUAGCCUCCUCAAAAGGUUUUGAGGAAUUUCCUCAAAAAGGAGAAAAUGUCAGAAUGGAUGCAGCCAUGGCUUUGGGCGCUUAUGAAUGUAGCACCCUUAGGAGAUAAUUUGUAAAUUAUUAUUCCAGAGUUGGAAUAAUCUGGAGAGUGGGACUCUCCAUGUUUCCAGUUUUAGUCAAAAGCAUUCUGGUUUUAGUCUCCCUUCUUCCCCUUGAGCAUACUGGAUAAAAUAUGUUACAAUUUGGAACCAAUGACAUUUUAUAGUCUUUCAGGACAGUGUGAGAAGCUGCAAGAAACUUUAAUUAUUAUGGUGCAAUUUGUAUUUAUUCGGAAACUUUCAGUUCUUUGGCCAGUCUGUAUAUCUUUAAAAGUGCAUGUAGCAACAUUCAGAAUUUACUGUUAUGUGAAUGAGGGCACAAAUCUCCUACUAGGUAUUAGAAAUGUACAUUUGAAAAGUCCUAAAUUAAUUGCAAACACUUACUAUAGUGUUUUCAAAAAUAUGUUUUUAAUAUUUCUUAUUGAUUUGUAGUAUUAGCUAUUCAUUCAUUAUGUAUCUGAUCCAGAAGAACACUUACAUAUGUGGGUAAAUUUAUAUAUUUAAGCAAUGCACUCGAAAAUAAUGCACAUAUAUACUCAUGGGACUGAAUCCUGUAUGCAUUCAAAAAGAAAUUCCUUUAUUCAAAGAAUAUUUCUGGGUUAGUGUCUGCCCCAGGGAUUCAGUGGUAAUUGUAACCAGAGUAGUACAAAGUAGCACUUGAGUACUCUCCUGUGACAUUCAGGUGUGGCUACUUACAUACCCAGCAACGGCGGAAUGCUGUCACUUUCAAAUAGAAUUCAAAUUCAAAAUAUUUUGUGGGAAUGGUCUAAGAUUCAUUCUCACUCUUCCUGCCAUUCGCUUCUUUUAUGAAUUUGUGUGUGAAAACCUGUGUGUUACAUGAGGAGAUAGAUUAAAUAAAGGCAUCCUUCUGACCUUAGAGCCAAUGAAAUUGCUCAAGUAAUGCUGCAGGCUCAAAUUGUGCCCUUUCACAGGAUUUGGACCCAGAGGUUCAGACGGCACAUUGUCAGUAUCCCGCACCAAAUGGAGCAGAGCACUGCCUGCUCAGUGGAACUUCAGAGAGCAUGUCUGGGACAGGGGUCAGCACCUUCUGCACUCUUCUUGUGGGUUUUUCCCCAAAAUGCCUGAAUAAACGCUGCCUUACUACACUUUUCUGUGCAUGUGAUAGCACAGCUAUUCAUGGUGUUAUAUUGACAUAAAACUGAUAAUAAGUAGGUCCAAGGUGUCUUACUGCUAUUUUAGAGCCAGAUUCUUGGUCUCACCAGUCCAGUGUUGAGGCUGAAGAACUAGGCCAUAUCUUGUGUUGGAAGUUAACAAGCUGAUGCUUUAGCAAGUGUGUAUGAACUAGGGAAUAUCAAGCUUGUUUAGCUUUUAUACUCUAGUCACUGGUUAUUACUACUGUUUUUGGAGAUUGAAGACAAAAAACUUCCCAAACAGGUUUAUCUUUUUCUGUUUUUUCAAUAAUGUGUCUUUUACAAUGGCUUAGGAGAUGCCAUGCUGCAUGCUUCAGAAUCUGGGUUCCCCCAGCUGAAACCAUCCAGCUGUGGUUGCUUUGCAGGGGCUUAAAACACAGAGAUUUACCAGGACUGUGACCUGCAUUGUCAUUGCUUUGGACAGAGUGUUUGCUACUUAGAGAUUAAACCUGUAAUCAGCACAUUUCAGGUUCUUCACAUACUGGACUUGAUUCUUUGGAUGUUUUCAUCACUUCAGAGUGCUUAGAAAAUGGGCAGUCAACAUCAUGGUGGUAGAUUUAUUCCUUGAUAGGGAAUUAGGGCUUUGUUCUUCUUUUAACAUCUUGUUUGACAAAUAAUUAAAAAAGAUUGCAUGUAAACAUUGUCACAGAGUAUAGAUGUGGAGCCUUCAGUGUGAGGAUAGGAUAUGGCCAAGGUUCACAUGAUUUGUCUCCUUUACACUGAAUAUCACUAAUACAUGUUACUUUGUGGCCAAAGGUUUGAAAGCCUACCUGAUCCUCAGGAAUUAAUUUUUUCCUGUAUUUUCCUCAUAAUUUAUUGUGUAAAUUAAGGAGGAAAGUUAAUACUACCCAUGUCAUGUGACCAUAUCUGUUACAUUAAACUGCAGUUAAUAACUACAGUUAAUAAUUUUAUCAGUCACCCCUCCAGUCCUUCAGUUCAGCUAUUUCUUUUUUUUUGUUAAUACAGCCUAUUAAACAUGUAGCUCUGCAAUUUCAAAGUAGCUCCAAAGUCAUCUUGACUUCAAGUGUUACAGAAUAGAUGCUUGUUAAUCCAGGUUCUGUUCUACUUUUCUAAUUAUUGCAUUAUCAAUUGUGUGUAUUGUAUUUUUUUUUUAUUUUUUCAAUCUCAAACCAGUUGUCACAAUGUUAUCCUGUAACAAUGUUUUGUUCAUUGCAUAGAAUAGGUGAAAAGCUGUGGAAUUAAUGAAGGGCUACAAAAAGCAUCCAAAAUAUUGUUCACCUUGAGGAAGGGUGAGACAGCUUGAUAAUCUCUGGACAAAAGACUAAACAACACUGUGGUGCUAAUAGGUACUGAAGUAUUUUAUGAUGUGUUCACUAUGACUUAAGUGACAUAUUCAAGGCAUGUCAAUGAUGCAACUGCAUGUGUUUCUCUUCCUAAAGUCUGGACUGCUCUGACAAAGUCAGUGUUUGUAAUUCCUGGUGGGCCAAUUCCUACUUAGCUCUUCCAUAAUUUCAGGAGUUUGUGUGGGAUUUGGCUCAGCAAUAUUAGGUAAAGUAAAAGCUACACAGACCACAGAAGUCUUGUGUGGAAUGUAUUCAGCCUGCUGUAGCAUGUUACUUUAUUUAGUUGCUUUGCAUAAGCAGGGGCUAAAUAUAAAUUCUGUAGUAAUGAUAAGAAACACUGGACUAAAUUCUGGAACCACUUAACCAAGAAAUAUUAGCAAGCAUUUGAAUUAAAAAGAAGAUUGAGGUCUGAAAUAUGAACGUUCUUUCAUGGAAUAUCAGAAAAAGAGGGGUAAAAUAAGAGCAAAUUCUAUCUCUAGGAAUGGAAAAAGGCCAAAUCUGGCUGACUUUAAAGUCAGCUAUGAUUUACAAAAGGGGAGUUUGGUUUUAAAAUCUUGAAGACAAAAUUUCCAUUUUGAAUUCUGAACCAUAAUUGUUUUGUGUUAUUGUGCCUGGGCUGCUCAUGUAGGGCAGGUGUCUGUAUUCUAAAUAGCACUAAAGCACUAAUAGCACUAAUCACACUUCUGACCAACAGGCCAGAAACUUUGCCUCUGUAGCAAACUCCAUAAUUGAAAACUUGGAGGGAAAUUUUCGUACAAAACAAAAAAAUACAUAUGAAAUGAUCCAAAGCUGAGUUUUAAUAAAAAAAGAAGAAAAUAUUGCAUCUGUGAGAUCCACGGUUGAGUGGAGGCUCUCCUGAGAGAAGACCUGCUCUUUUCACCAGCUGAGCACAUGGGAGCUUGGUCCCUGGCUGCAGUGCAUACCUCUACCAAAUGAUCUGUGCAGAACAGCAACAGUCUGGGUAGUAUUGUAGGAGCAUGGAAUGGGCACACUGCCUGUAACUGUUUAGUUUUUAAAAAACUCAUUAUUAAGCAAAUGUGUAGAGUAUUAAGGAAAUUUGUAGAGUAUGUCUGAUGGUAUGAGUGUGUGGGUGCUGUGCUGUGGUAAAACGAGAAUAAUUGGUUUAUGCUGGGUAUUUUUGCAUACUUUAGGCUCCUGGUUUUUUGGUUUUUUUUUUUUUUUUUUUAAAUUUAUAUUUAUUUCUCAGCAGAGCUUAGAGUAAUUUUAAAGUUAUAUAACCCAUGAUUUAAUGAAACCUACUGUCAGCAUCUGUUGUAAACAUGUGUUUACAAAACAAACUCUUGAAUACUUGAUACUUGGAAAUAAAAAAUAGCAUAUCAUGCGUGUUGAUUUGGUCCAGA
Molecule: messenger RNA, 9881 nt
Organism: Cyanistes caeruleus (blue tit)
Lineage: Eukaryota; Metazoa; Chordata; Aves; Passeriformes; Paridae
Gene: SLCO5A1
Product: solute carrier organic anion transporter family member 5A1
Biological process (GO): sodium-independent organic anion transport; transmembrane transport
Cellular component (GO): basolateral plasma membrane
Molecular function (GO): protein binding
Source: RefSeq, a predicted model, not a curated record